AUGAGGAAUCACAGCAGCAUGGAACAGGUGACCGAGUUCAUCUUAAUUGGCUUCCAACUUCCUAGGCAAUGGGAGCUCUUCCUUUUCGUGGUGCUGCUUCUUGUUUUCCUGUUAACGGUAGCUGGGAAUAUCACCAUCAUCACACUGGUAUGCUUGGACCAGCGCCUCCAAACCCCCAUGUACUUUUUCCUCUGCAACCUCUCACUCAUUGAGGUCUUCUUCGUCACAUCUAUCAUCCCCAAGAUGCUGGUGAACAUGGUUUCUCUGAACAAAGCCAUCUCUUACUCGGGCUGUGUGGCCCAAUGCUAUUUCUACUUCUCCUUUGGCGGCAGUGAAGCCAUCCUUAUUGCCGUGAUGGCCUUUGAUCGCUAUGUCGCCAUCUGCAAACCUCUUCGCUAUACCAUCAUCAUGAAUGGAUGGGUCUGCACCGAUCUGGUCUUGGGCUGCUGGGUUUGUGGUUCCGUCACUACACUUGUCCCCGUCAUCCUGCUCUUGGACCUAUCCUUCUGUGGCUCUAACACCAUUGACCAUUUCUUCUGUGACUAUGCCCCGAUGAUAAAGCUUUCUUGUAAUGAUGUACAUUUCAACCUGGCUCUGGAGAAUGUCGUGUCCUCGGUGGUGCUCCUGGGCUCUUUGUUUGCCACUCUUCUCUCUUACGUCUACAUCAUUGCCACCAUCUUGCGCAUGCAGUCCACCACAGGUCGACUAAAGACAUUUUCCACCUGUGCAUCUCACAUCACUGUUGCUUCCAUCUUUUAUCUCUGUUCAAUCUUCAUGUACUCUUUACCCAGCCAGGGAUACUCCCAGGAUGUCCAGAUGGGCAUUGCUGUCCUUACAGCAGCUGUUACACCUUUACUGAACCCUUUUAUUUAUAGUCUAAGGAAUGAGAAGGUAAAGGAGGUAUUCAAAGACUUUCUGAAGAAAAGGAGAUUCACACUGUGA
Messenger RNA from Podarcis raffonei (Aeolian wall lizard), 942 nucleotides. Its product is annotated as olfactory receptor 6M1-like. Bases 1 to 942 code for a protein of 313 amino acids. The transcript has a single exon. Gene Ontology annotation, molecular function: G protein-coupled receptor activity; olfactory receptor activity. Gene Ontology annotation, cellular component: membrane. NCBI's taxonomy places the organism in Eukaryota, Metazoa, Chordata, Lepidosauria, Squamata, Lacertidae. Gene Ontology annotation, biological process: G protein-coupled receptor signaling pathway. The record is from RefSeq and is a predicted model, not a curated record.